UCGAAGAGAGAGGGAGUGUGUGUGUUAGUGUUGCGUUUUCUUCUUCCUCUCUUCUCCUUCUCUGCUUCUUCCUCCUCCUUCAAAUCUCACUCCUCUUCUUCUUCUUCGCUUUCUUUCUCUAUAAUUUCUGCAACUUCCUUAUCUCUCUUCAGCUCCGUUUCCUCGUGCGCCGCGUUUGGAUCCACGCGCCUCUCAAUUUCGCCACACUCGCAGCAAUCAAUCCCGAGCUGCGCAAUCCGCGCACGGUGUUCGAAUUCGAGCUGCGUUUCCAAGUUAUCGAAGCUUUGUUUCGUUCUAUAGCCGUAAUCCUAGGUCCUUUUCGGCGGAAUUCGGGAAUCGCUGUGAGAGUGUUCGGAUUUUUUGUUUUGCUUCGCUUGCCAUGGGGGAAGGCGAAGGAGGAGAUUUCGCUCCGAAGAAUGCGUUGUCGUCGGAAGUUGUUCCUCCGCCGGUAACGUCUACGGCGGCGCUGGAAGUUCCGGCGAAGAAGCUGGCGCGGCAGCUUGAUUUCACUGGCGCGCCGGAGCAUCCCCAGCAGCAGCCGGUGGCGGUGUUACCGUUGCCGCCGCAGGCGCCUCAUUCGAGGAUUGGGAAACCAGAAUCUCCAAAAUCUAGAUCAAGACCUAACUUUGAAAUGAAAGACGCUACACCCAAGAAGCAAAAGCAGUGCAAUUGUAAACACUCUAAAUGCUUAAAGCUGUAUUGUGAAUGUUUUGCAUCAGGAAUAUAUUGUGAUGGUUGCAACUGUGUAAAUUGUUUCAACAAUGUUGAAAACGAAGCUGCUAGAAGAGAAGCUGUUGAAGCUACCUUGGAGCGCAAUCCAAAUGCAUUUAGGCCCAAAAUUGCUAGUAGCCCUCAUGGAACACGUGAUAGCAGGGAGGAAGCCGGGGAAGUUUUAAUAUUAGGAAAACAUAACAAGGGGUGUCAUUGUAAAAAGUCUGGGUGCCUCAAGAAGUACUGUGAAUGCUUUCAAGCCAACAUUCUUUGUUCUGAAAAUUGCAAAUGCAUGGACUGCAAGAAUUUUGAGGGAAGUGAAGAAAGGCAGGCUUUGUUUCAUGGAGAUCAAAAUAACAUGGCAUAUAUUCAGCAAGCGGCAAAUGCUGCCAUAACUGGAGCUAUUGGUUCCUCUGGCUAUUCAUCACCUCCGGUAUCCAAGAAAAGAAAAGGUCAGGAACUCUUCUUUUGGCCUACAGCCAAGGAUCCAUCAAUUAGCAAGUUGGGACAACAGGUAAACCAUGUUAGAGGUCCAGCACCUUCCUCAUCUUUGUCACCUGUCUCAGGCGCUCGUGUUGGAACUGCAACAUUAGGUCCUUCAAAAUUUAUGUACAGGUCUCUUUUAGCAGACAUUAUUCAACCACAGCACCUCAAGGAGCUAUGCUCAGUUCUGGUGCUAGUAUCAGGACAAGCUGCAAAGACACUUACAGACCAGAAAAAUUUAAUGGAAAAGCAUGCAGAAGAUCAGACAGAAACUUCCCUUGCUUCGUCAAGUCAAGACCAAUUACCACCAAGUCAAAAGGAAGGUCAUGUUGAGAAGACUGUGGCUGAUGAUUGUUCGAGUGCAAACCAAACAGAUAAAAUCAGCCCAGAUGAUUCCAGUUCAGAUGGUGCUGAUGUCCCAAAAGGGAGGCCAAUGUCUCCUGGGACUUUAGCCUUGAUGUGUGAUGAGCAAGAUACAAUGUUCAUGACAGCCGCCUCCCCUAUUGGGCCAAUGGCUCAUGCUUGCAAUACAUCUUCACAAUUUCCUUAUGGACAAGGAAUGACAGAGGUCUAUGCUGAGCAAGAAAGGAUUGUAUUAACAAAGUUUAGGGAUUUCCUCAAUAGGGUUAUAACUAUGGGAGAAAUAAAUGAAACAAAGUGUUCUUCGUUGGCCAGAAAUGAAUUAGAGAAUCAAAAGGACCCAAUCAUCAAUGGCGUAGGAAAUGCCAAUUCAGUGAUAGUGCGUCAGCAUGGAGCCAGUAGCAACGGUGUUACUAAACCUGCUGUUUCACCUUUGGCAACAACUUCGACACGUAUGAUCCCUGGCAAUAUUUCUGAAAAUGGGGAAUCUAAGGUCAAGAUCGAAAAAGAUAUAUGAAAAUAACCUAACUUAGAAGGAUGCGCACACACAUGAUUGAAAGAAGAAAUGAAAAUGUCUUUAAGGUAUGCUAGAACUUCUCUGUAAUAUAAAUUAUAAACGCAUUCUCAUUCUUCAUUUUCUGCCUCAUCCGAAAGGUCCGCUAAGCAUACAGGCCCCACCAUUAGCUCAUGUAGGAUCAAUUUUUUUUUUCUUAUCUAUUUUCUUGUCCUCCUUUGGUCAUUCAUAGAUAUCUAAAUUAAUUUUUCAGCUUCAACAUUGCUUUAUCGCGAUGCUUGUAAAUUGCUGAGGUAUAAGUUCAUAAAGUAUAUCAUCGCUUAGAUUUUUCGUUGAAUGACUUCCAUAGCUUGUAAUUUAAAUAUACAUUUUUAUUCAGGGAUUUUUCAAUGUCUCCCUUUUCCUCUA
Molecule: messenger RNA, 2476 nt
Organism: Vigna unguiculata (cowpea)
Lineage: Eukaryota; Viridiplantae; Streptophyta; Magnoliopsida; Fabales; Fabaceae
Product: Tesmin/TSO1-like CXC domain-containing protein
Biological process (GO): regulation of DNA-templated transcription
Cellular component (GO): nucleus
Source: RefSeq, a predicted model, not a curated record